Symbiodinium sp. CCMP2456 is the source of this 624-nucleotide messenger RNA. The record is from the annotation of a GenBank genome assembly. NCBI's taxonomy places the organism in Eukaryota, Dinophyceae, Suessiales, Symbiodiniaceae.
AUGCCCGUAGCGCAUCGGCUAUUGUUGCACAGCAGCGACGAGGAAGUGGAGAAGAUUCAGACUUCCUUUCGAGAUGCUUUGACCACCAUUGGUGUUGUGGCAGCCCUGUUGCUGACAAUGGAAAAGACGACCGAGGUCAUUGACCAAGAAAUGGAUGCCUCCGAGUACAUCGACUGUGGCAAGAUACCUUGCAAUAUCAUCCACCUCACCCUGAGCUGGUUGUCCCUGGUCGGCUGUGCACAUGCUGUGAUGUACACGACCUGCGCAGUGGUGUGGAUGAGCUUGAUACCUACCAAGGCCACGAAGGACUUUUUCUUCUUCUUUCCCAACAUUCUCGUGCACCCGACGCGGUCCAUGAUGAUGGGUGUUCUAUGCUGGUCUCUUGAUGCCCUUUGGCUGGCUAUCAUCAACCACGGCUGGAGCCUGAUGAUCUGGCUCUCGCUCCCUGCCUUCUUGCUCCUUUUCCACGUGGGCUACAUGUUCGCGGAGAUGCGAUACUUUGCCUGGGGAUGGCCCAAUGCCCCCUAUGGGGACUACUACCGCCUGCAUGCAGAUCACUUCCAAACUUGCGACCACCUGGGUGAGCCUUUCAAGCACUCAGAAGUGGCGAGCGAAAGCGAGUAA